Messenger RNA from Drosophila biarmipes, 2048 nucleotides. Its product is annotated as protein anoxia up-regulated. The coding region runs from base 133 to 1983 and encodes 616 amino acids. Lineage: Eukaryota; Metazoa; Arthropoda; Insecta; Diptera; Drosophilidae. The record is from RefSeq and is a predicted model, not a curated record. The transcript is spliced from 7 exons. Gene Ontology annotation, biological process: protein transport.
GCCAUUCUCAGGCAGAUCAACUCGAACGGGCGUCUAGUGAACAACACGCAACGACGAUAUAUCCGAACCAAAUCCAACGAACAAUUCAAUUUGAAACAUCUCACAAAAGCAUCUGAGCUCUAAAAUCGCAAAAUGGUUUACGAAAGUGGAUUUACGACUCGCAGAACCUACUCCUCGAGGCCGGUGACGACUUCUUACGCCGUUACGUACCCCUCGGUCGAGAAAGUAACUCGUGUGUACAAGUCGAGUUACCCCAUCUACUCGAGCUACUCGGUGCCCCGCCGCGUGUACGGCGCAACCCGGGUGGUGACCUCGCCCAUCCGCGUGGUGACCUCGCCCGCCCGCGUGGUCUCCCGCGUCAUACACUCCCCAUCGCCUGUUCGCGUUGUCCGCACGACGACCCGAGUGAUUUCAUCGCCGGAGCGCACCACCUACUCCUACACCACGCCAUCGACCUACUACAGCCCCACCUACUUGCCAUCGACCUACACUUCGACCUACAUCCCGACAUCGUACACCACGUACACGCCGUCCUACGUCUACAACCCGACCACGGUCACCCGGGUGUACGCGCCCCGUAGCUCGCUUUCGCCGCUGAGGAUCACCUCCUCGCCGGUGAGGGUCGUUACCAGCCCGGUUCGCUCCGUGCCCGCCUACCUGAAGAGGCUGCCGCCUGGAUACGGUGCCCGGGCGCUGACCAAUUACCUCAAUACCGAGCCCUUCACCACCUUCUCCGAGGAAACAAGCCGGAUUCGCAACCGGGCGCAAUCUCUGAUUCGUGACUUGCAUACUCCCGUGGUGCGCCGUGCACGCAGCUGCACUCCCUUCCCAGUCACUGGCUACACCUAUGAGCCGACUUCCCAACUGGCCCUCGACGCCUAUGUGGCCCGCGUCACAAAUCCUGUGCGUCACAUCGCCAAGGAGGUUCACAAUAUCUCGCACUACCCCAGGCCAGCUGUAAAAUAUGUUGAUGCCGAGUUGGAUCCUAACCGUCCAUCUAGAAAAUUUUCUGCCCCUAGGCCCCUGGAGGACCCACUCGACGUGGAGGCCAAGGAGAAGCAGCGUCUUCGCCAGGAGCGCCUGCUGACGGUCAACGAGGAAGCCCUAGAUGAAAUCGAUUUGGAGAAGAAGAAAGCCCAGAAAGCCGAUGAGGCCAAGCGUCGGGAAGAGAAGGCCCUGAAGGAGGAGAGGGACCGCCUAACAGCUGAGGCCGAGAAACAGGCUGCUGCCAAGGCGAAGAAGGCCGCCGAAGAGGCCGCCAAGAUUGCCGCCGAAGAGGCUCUUCUGGCGCAAAAGGCUGCAGAAGAGUCUGCCGCCAAGGCUGCCGAAGAAGCCGCUCUCAAAGCUGCCGAAGAAGCCCGUCUAGCCGAAGAAGCUGCCGCCAAGGCUGCCGAAGAGACUGCCCAGAAAGCGGCCGCAGAGGCUGCCCAGAAAGCCGCCGAGGAAGCUCGUCUAGCGGAAGAGGCUGCUGCCCAGAAGGCCGCCGAGGAAGCUGCCGCAAAGGCCGCCGAAGAAGCCGCUCUCAAGGCUGCCGAAGAGGCUCGUUUGGCCGAAGAAGCCGCCCAAAAGGCUGCUGAAGAGGCCGCGCUGAAGGCUGUGGAGGAAGCCGCCCAGAAGGCCGCCGAAGAGGCCCGCGCCGCUGAGGAAGCCCGUCUGGAGGAGGAGCAGCGCCUUCGGGAGCAGGAGCUGGAGCGCCUGGCGGAGAUCGAGAAGGAGAGUGAGGGCGAACUCGCUCGCCAGGCCGCCGAGCUGGCCGAGAUCGCCCGCCAGGAAUCUGAGAUCGCCGCCCAGGAGCUGCAGGCCAUCCAGAAGAACGACACCGAGGCCGAGGCCACCGAGCCCCUGGUCGAGGAGCCCGACACGCCCGUCGAGGAGCAGGAACCGGUCAUCGAGCUAGGCUCCAAUGUUACCCCCACAGGAGGCAACAACUUCGAAGAGGAUCUCGAUGACGAGGAAGAGGAGGAGGACGAGGAGGAGGAAUAGAUUCUACAUAAUCACCAUGCUGUCAACCUAAUUUAAAAGAAACAAUAAAAAUAAUAUAAAAACCA